AUGACUAUCCCGGUAAUCGACGCCUCCGCUCUUGCUAGCGGAGAUAAAGAGAAGCUCGUUGAGUUUCGAACCAAGCUAUUGAACGGGCUGUCAACAUAUGGCUUCGUUAAGUUGAUAAACCAUACUGUUCCCGUUCCACUAGUGACGGAAACAUUCGAUCAGAUCAAAAAGUUUUUCCGGCUUCCACUGGAACUCAAACUACCAAUCGCAAAUACACAAACAGAUAAACAGCAGCGAGGAUGGUGCCUUCCUGGAGAAGAGAAGACUUGGUAUUUGGAGUCAAACAAACUGGGCAUUAAGGAGAAGGAGCCCAAGUUUAGCGACAGCAAAGAGAGCUUCGAUUGCGGUCAUCCUAAUGACAAGCUGUAUCCUAACAAAUGGCCUUCCACUGAUGUGCUUCCGGGCUACCAAGACACACUGGAAGGUUUCUUUUACUCGUCUGGAGAUCUCACUCUCGUCUUGCUGGAGUUGAUAGCUGAAGCUCUCGAGCUCGAUCCCACCAUUUUUACUAGUCGCUGCACCAAUGAGGCCAGCACAAUUCGUAUCAAUCAUUUCCCUCCAGUCGAUCGAGCGAUCUUAGAUCGCGGUGAUGUCAGCCGUAUCUGGCCGCACAAUGACUUCGGCAUCAUUUCUCUCGUUUUCCUAGAUGUCGUGCAGGGAUUGGAAUACGAAGACCGCAGCAACCCUGGCACCUUCCUUCCGCUACCAUAUGAAUCGGACCAAGAAGUGGUAGUGAUUGCUGGCGAAACACUACAGCGCUGGACAAAUGGACUUAUUCGCGCCGGCUUGCACCGGGUCAACAGGCCGUUAGACUUUGAUGGCGAUCUCGUACCAGAGAGAUGGAGUUUAGUUUAUUUCAAUAAGGCGAACAGAAACGUCAAUGUCGGUCCGCUCAAGGAGACCACCAUGAUCACCACGAAGCUUGUUGGGUUUAAAGUCCAGUAG
This is a messenger RNA of Talaromyces rugulosus, 945 nucleotides long. RefSeq lists its product as uncharacterized. The record is from RefSeq and is a predicted model, not a curated record. The coding region runs from base 1 to 945 and encodes 314 amino acids. The transcript has 4 exons. NCBI's taxonomy places the organism in Eukaryota, Fungi, Ascomycota, Eurotiomycetes, Eurotiales, Trichocomaceae. Gene Ontology annotation, molecular function: dioxygenase activity.